Messenger RNA from Arachis duranensis, 1146 nucleotides. Its product is annotated as vacuolar protein sorting-associated protein 25. The record is from RefSeq and is a predicted model, not a curated record. The transcript is spliced from 6 exons. Gene Ontology annotation, cellular component: ESCRT II complex. Gene Ontology annotation, molecular function: structural molecule activity; protein homodimerization activity. Gene Ontology annotation, biological process: protein transport to vacuole involved in ubiquitin-dependent protein catabolic process via the multivesicular body sorting pathway. Bases 325 to 864 code for a protein of 179 amino acids. NCBI's taxonomy places the organism in Eukaryota, Viridiplantae, Streptophyta, Magnoliopsida, Fabales, Fabaceae.
UUCUAGUUUCAGUUUACCUACGAAACGUCGACGUUUCUGUGUGCAACAGUUUGCUUCAUCUCACUGACUUUGUUCUUCUUCCUCCAUUGGUAAGGGUGCUAGCUAGGGUUCGCAGAGUUUAAGCUCCUUUCAUUUAUUCACUCUCGCCAAUAUUGCAAUUCUUCAUCUGUAAUAUCAGUUUCAAGUUUCAACAACUAGCGAAAUCGAAAGGUGUUGAAAAUCAUUGCGUGAUACGGCGCCGUAUCGAUCCAUUAAGGAGAGGGAGCUAUUUAAUCCUCAAAGAGAAGAUCGUUAACCUUUGUGUAGUGGAAUCAUUCGAGAAAGAUGCAGAAAUUGGGAGAGUUCAAGUUACCACAUUUCUUCAACUACCCGCCAUACUUCACUUUGCAGCCAGUAAGAGACACUAGAGAGAAGCAGGUACAACUGUGGAAGGAUCUUAUUCUAGAUUAUUGUAGAACACAAAAGGUAUUUGUAAUUGGGCUUGAAGAAGAAUUUCCUCUGUUUUCGAAUCCCGUAAUUGGAAGGUCUCUUACUCAUGAAGCUAGAGAAGCAUUCCUUUCAGCCUUAGUAGCUGAUGGACGUGCUGAGUGGAUGGAUAAAGGACAUAGGAAAUGUCUUAUUCUCUGGCAUCGGAUUCAAGAGUGGGCAGAAAUUUUAGUACAAUUUGCAAGAGAUAAUGGGCUGGAAGACGGUGUUGUGACAAUGGAAGAAAUAAGGUUUGGGACUGAAUCUCAAGGAACAGAGCUUCAAGGGAUAGACCGAACUAUUCUGAAUCGUGCGCUGAAAAUAUUAGAGCAAAAGGGGAAGCUUGUGGUCUUCAAAGGAACUUCAACUGAUGAUGAAGGAGUGAAAUUUUCUCUAUGAUUGUUUAUCUGUUGUACCUUGACAGAUUUCAAAUAUGCCAUAAGCAGGGGUCUUUUACGUGAUAAAAAUUGUUCAUUGUUUUGGAUAUGAAUAUUGUGUUAAGGUUUUGGCUUUCUGGCUAGGCAUGAUUGAAUUUCAAAUGAUGCUCCCGAAGGAUUGUGAAACCAUGAAAUCCAUAUCGCAGUGCAAAGUUUAGUCUGGUUAAGAAACUAUAUUGCAAUGUAAAGUUAUAAUAUGUUACUGUCGUUGACACAAUAAUAUAUUGGUUCUUACCAGCUGAAA